AUGCACCGUGUCGGCCCCUACCAGAUACCCUUCCCCUAUGCCCCCUAUCCACUUCAGGAGCAUGCCAUGACGGCACUCCGUGACUACCUCGAACAGCAUCGAGGGAGCGAGCACACGGAAGGCAUAAGCAGUCGAUCUCAGUCGAGCAACACCGCGCCAGUCGCAGUGUUGUCAGCCUCGUCGCCGCCACCAUCACCCAUGGCAACAUCCGCCAGCGGUACGAGAGGCGGCCCAUCUCGUGUAGCAGUGCUCGAAUCACCAACCGGCACUGGCAAGUCGCAGAUCCUUCUGAACAGCGUUCUCUCGCAUCUCUUCGAGCCUGUCGAGAACGCCAACGAGCUGGACGGCGUAGCGAGUGCGAGUUGCUGCUGCAUAGCUGCUGAAUCGCCUGCUGCGAUGGAGACCGUUGCUGCGCAUGAACCAGAAAGGUCCACUUUGGUCCACCCCCCAACCUCACAGACUCUAGAAGAAGUGCUCCGUCAACGGCAGCUGGAGGAAGAGGUGGCGCAGGCGCGUCGAGAGCGGCGCGCACGCGUCCGUGCACAGCGGCGGCAAAUUCGUCAGGCCCGCAAGCGCAUGCGUUUUCAACAGCAGCAGCUGACAGACAGCGGCGGCGAGCAGGACUUCUUGCUCACCCAAGACCCCCUCGCAUGGUAUGCAGAACAGCGUUCGAUGACGACAAUGGGGCUCCGUGGGGACGACCUGAGAGGCCUGUGCAGCACGAGCUCACUUUCUGCGUCGUCGUCCUCGUCGUCCUCUUCCUCCUCCUCCUCGCCCGCGAGUGAGGACGACGACAACGACGACGUGGAGGGCAAGCUCGAGACGGCCCUCUCAACGCUCAUUCCUCUGCGCAAGCCAAAAGUCUACUUUGCGAGCCGAACCCACACGCAGCUGCAGCAGCUGAUGGAAGACCUGCAGCGCACCGCCUUUGCCCAGCGACCGCUGCGUCCACAGCAGCGAACGAGCGAGCCGCUGGGGAACACAGCUGAGAGAUCAGCGGGAGCGCAAGUGGGCGCUAACGGCAGAGACGACUGUGCUGCCCCCUCAAAGUCCUUUGGCUCUCCUCCCCCUCUCAGUCCCCCAGAGGCAGUGCCAUCAUCGAUGCCUUCACGACAGCAGCAGCAGCCUCACCGUCUGACUGCCGUACACGUGGCUGGCAGGCAACACCUCUGCCUGAACGCAGGCCUGCGUCGCAAGGCUGGCUGUAAUAAUGACCGCCUGAACUACUAUUGCCGAGAGGCGAUGCGCUUUGAGCGCUCGAAGCAGGGACGGCAGUACCGGCGCCAGCAACAAGAGCAUGCACAACAGCAGCCACGCCAUUUCACCGGCAGCCCUGACGUCCGCGACAUUGAAGCUGCUGGGGCGCAGCAGCAGCUGGGGCAGGACAGGGGAUGCGUGUACUGCGUCGAGUCGCACCUUCGCUCUCUGUUGGUGUACCUCCGUGAUGAGCAACACCGUGCCGAUGCAGCCACAAACCCCGAAGACGACGACGCUAGUUCCGGACACGGUGGUCUACCCUCGUCAGUCUACACCAUGGACCGUCUUCGGCGGCUGGGGGCGGAGCUGCAGGCGUGCCCAUACCUCGCCACACGCCUCCUCCUCCGGGGCGCCGACGUGGCCUUCAUCCCGUACGGCUACGUCCUUGACGAGAACCAGCGAGCGGUGCUUCUCGGCGGUGCAGCCACAAACCCAGCGACAGCAGCGGAGGCGGCGGCGGCGGCCUUUGCGAUGCCCAGUCGCUCCACCCCGGCGUCUGAGGCGGGUGGUGGUGGUGGUGGCGUAGCCAGCGAGAACGGCGACGUCGCUUCGCACAGCCACCCCUCGCUCGGCGCCGUACUCUACCAUCGACGCCAGCGCCUGACAACCACGGCGGCCUUCAGGCGGCGACGGCAGCAACAGCAGCAUGGUGGCUCCCCCAGCCCAACAACGAUUUCCCUUCAUCCCCGUCGUAGCAGUGUGAACGAGGACGACGACGACGAGGCGGAUGCAAUGUGGCACACGAUGGCGUGCGGCGCACCCCCCUCCUUUCAUGGGGACAUUCUUGUAUUCGACGAGGCGCACAACAUCGCUGACUACUGCCGCUCGGCCAGCACUGCAACCGUCGCUCUGUGGCAGCUGCUGCUUGCUCGACGGCUCUUGGAGAUGUACAUGGAACGCUACGCGUCUCGGCUGUUGACGCGUAACAAGCAGCGGCUGCGAGAGCUAAUUCAGUUUCUUAGCAAGCUGGCGCGCUUCUGUGAGCGCGCCGACUCUUCCGUCUUCCUAGCAGAGGGUGGAGGCAGAGAAGGCGACGUCGCAUCAUCGAUACCAGGGCCGUCGCCACUGUUAGCGCGGCACCCCCAGUCAUCACCGACAAGUCCAGAAACCGCCGUCUGCACGCGUGUCUUACCCUUCCACACGUUUCUCUUCAACGCUGGCAUCGACAACGUCGACGUGUACGCGUUCCUGACCUUCCUGGUCGACUCACAGCUGGUGAUGAAGUUGCAGGGACUCGUCUCCUACGCAUUAGAUGCGGAGCUGCACUCAGAACAAGAGGGGAAGAUGACGAAGCCGGCGAUGACAGCCGCGAGAACGACGAUCACCAGCGGCACAGACAACAGAGCAAGCUUGACGGCUGGCGUGAAGAGGCAGCGCGGCAGCGGAUUCGAUGUAGGCCCCAGCGAUGCGCGAAGUGAAGCACAGCGGCAGCGUCGCUGU
This is a messenger RNA of Leishmania braziliensis MHOM/BR/75/M2904, 2697 nucleotides long. Its product is annotated as putative DNA repair helicase. Lineage: Eukaryota; Euglenozoa; Kinetoplastea; Trypanosomatida; Trypanosomatidae. Gene Ontology annotation, biological process: establishment of sister chromatid cohesion. The record is from RefSeq and is a predicted model, not a curated record. The annotation marks the transcript as partial. The transcript has a single exon. Gene Ontology annotation, cellular component: nucleus. Gene Ontology annotation, molecular function: DNA binding; ATP binding; DNA helicase activity.